GUUGUCUCAGCCAGCUAAAACGUUCGUUGCUAGUUCGUCGCCAGGUGCACAAGCGACGGCAGCCAAAGUCAACUGAUCGGGGGUCUCGCAUGCACACAUCUUCGCGAGACCAGCGUUGCAUUCGCUCUUGAUUCCUCUCGUUGCACCCUUUUGCUCCCGGAUACUCAUCAUGGCCUCCGAUUCUGAUUUUCCCGUCCGUGCGCGUAGAGACAACGAACCCAACUCACACCAUGGCGCUCCCGUCUCUGCGCCACCAACCGCCCCUUCCCGCUUCCCCGAUCGUCCCGUGCCAACCAGAGCAUCCACGUUGGGUUCAGCCCACGACCUUGGUCGCUCGAAUCUCUCUGCCAAACACGAUUUUCCCACUCACGCUCGCAGCGACGAUCUAAAUCACUGUCAUUCAAGCUGGCAUGACCUCAACGGGAUGCCUGGCUCUCUACCACAUCCCUCCCCCGGUUACCUCUCUGCCAGCCGUCCUCCUACGCCCAAUAGCUCCAACCGUACUCCCACAUCUGAGAUCCCCCCAGAAAGGCCACGGCGGAGGAGCGUUACCUCCCAGCUGUCCGUCCACUCCACAUCUUCGUCAUCCAGUGCUCCAAACAAGGCCGGCGGUCCGUUGACGUCCUCGUCUUCGACUGCCUCCGCUACCCUCUCAUCAUCGCCAUGUUCUGCUUGUGGGAACUCCAUGCAAGGUGCAUUCGUACGUGCACUUGGUACCGUUUUCCACCUUAGUUGCUUCAAGUGCUUGGAUUGUGGCGAUGUCGUUGCAUCAAAGUUUUUUCCCAUCGACGGCCCCGAAGGGAAACAGCUGCCACUUUGUGAGCGAGACUACUUUCGCCGUCUGAACCUCAUCUGUGCCAAUUGUGGCUCUGCCCUCCGUGGUAGCUAUAUUACGGCCUGCAACAAGAAGUACCACGUCGAGCAUUUCACCUGCUCUCUCUGUACAACGUUGUUUGGCCCGCACGACUCAUAUUAUGAGCACGAUGGGGAUGUCUACUGCCAUUUCCAUUAUUCGACGCGAUUUGCGACCAAAUGCGCCGGCUGCAGCAGUGCGAUCUUGAAACAGUUUGUAGAAAUUAAUCGGAACAUGCGUGAUGAAUGCUGGCACCCAGAGUGCUACAUGAUCAACAAGUUCUGGAACGUCAAGGUCGUCUCGCGGAGGUCGAGCGGGUCUAUCUCUGAUGGAUCGGAACUGGAGCCAUCCUACGUUGAAGAGGAAAAACGAGAAACGCCGACCACCCUAAAGGACAAACAGUCCAGGAUGGAGCAACUGGUUUACCGGAUUUGGACUGUGCUCUCGGCAUUCGAGGAGUCAAGCGCUGCAUGCAUAUCAGACAUGCUGCGGCAGGUCAGUAAUGGACAGUACCUCGAUGCCAUCAGGAUGGCGGAGAAGUUUAUUCUGCAUGUGGAAGUCCUAUUCGGGACUAUUGACGACCUUGAGUAUCACUCUGCAAGGUUGAACUUGAAGGGGAUUUCUCAUGUCCGUGAAGCACGCAUGCUUUGUCGUAAGACGGUGGACCUAUUCACGCUUUUGUCGCGCACUCAGGAGACGGGAUCUCGACGAGUAGGCAUGACGCAGGACUUGCUCGCCCUUGUUACAGGGAUAGCCCACUACCUCAAGAUCCUAAUUCGAAUCGCGCUGACAGGGGCACUAAAAUUGGAAAGGGAGCAAAGCGUGAGAGAAGCGAUGCCAUCUUUUCUCGACAAGCUCCAUCUCCUUGCCGUGCAAGCUGGUGAUCCCGGAGCACGCCGGUUGAUCAAAAAUGGUAAUGGUGAGGUGGUGAGUGCGCGGCAAAAUGGGAGUGUUGGAAAUCAAGGCACACAAGGGGUCACUUACGGCUAUAGGAGUCUGGCACCAGAGCUCGCAGGCGAGUCGCCGUUCUCAACCACGUCGCCCUCUAGGCUCUCAGUGAAUAAUCCGCCGUCGGAUCGGUGUAUCAAGUGCACAGAAGCCGUGGAAGAGGAUUGUGUUCGACUUGGUACCUAUCAGAGGUGGCACUCGCACUGUUUGCAGUGCAAUGUCUGCGGAAAAGCUGCUGCGGUGGCUGUUCCCAAGGAGCUAGCUCCACCCAAGGACGACAAGGAGAAGGAUAAGGAUAAGAGCGAGAAAGAUCCUGCAAAGUCCUCUGCUGUCAAACGAUCCCCUGCGAACGUAGCCAUUUUCGUGUACGAGGUUGAGUCUCUCAAGGACAUACCCCCUUAUGGAGAAGCUCCUUCCGUGAUCCUGUGUACCGAUCACGCUCGCUCUGGUUGCCGAAACGGGUUCCAGCCGGUUUCGAGACUAGAGCAAUACGCAUUCUUGCUGAACAUCGCUUUGCGGCGUUUGUAUCUGGUCUUGAAACAACAGGGGGUCAUUCCGCUCUCGCCAGGUAUGUGUCUUUUCUUUCCCUUCCAUCCACGACCCCCCUAUCAGACCUCCUCUUCUCCAGUUGCGUCCGCAGCGCCUACUCCAAAGUCUAGCGAGCACGAUCCUUAUCGCAACUCGGGCGACAUUAUGCGCAUGAAAUCCGUCCACCUCGAUCGCAAGCUUUCUGCGACAGCACGUUUACCUAGACGAUCGACCGUCGUCAACAGUCCCACUGGCAAGACGGUUCAUCCGUCGGAACCGUCGAGCACUCAACAGCGUCCACCACCACAGCAAGAGGUUAUCAAAGCACCUCAACCUCAACGCGGCCCGCCGCCAAAUCUCAUUCCGGGGCGGCAACCGUCACAACCCGGGUCAUCAUCUGCUGGGACCAAUUCGCUUCCACCUUCGCGUAACCAACUACGGUUGCCGGGCACGCUAGACACGAAUGUCCUGAACCUGCCACAGGCACGUCCAGCACUCGUUCGGAACAACACCGAGGUGAAGAUCGUAGACGACUCUGCACCGAAUUCCCCUGCUGCUGUUCUCGAGGAAUCGCCAUUGCGUGUCGCAGACGAUGGGAUUACGCUUGCUGACAUUCCGCAGAUUGUAGUGGCGGCACAGGCACGGGAGCAGCAGCGCUCGCUGCCAUCUCAGAGUGCUGUGCCAUACAUUUCAGGGCUGAGCGCGCUUGAGCUGGCGAUCGUGAAACACUCUGCCUUGCUGGCACUAUUGCGGUCCCCCAUCAGAGACCAAGUGGAUUUGGACGAGAUCUUGGAGCUGAUCGAGACGAAGAAAGGUGGAUUUUGGAAUAAGUUAUUUAAAGCAGGAGAUAAGAAGAAUGUUAAGAAGAAGGGUGUUUUCGGUAUCCCUUUGGAGCUUUUAGUGGAGCGUGAAGGGUGUGAAUCGGUACUUGGAGCGACACGAAAACCGUUGGGAGUACCAAGUUUUAUCGAUGAUGUUGUUUCUGCAAUGCGGCAAAUGGACAUGUCCGUGGAGGGCAUAUUCCGUCGGAAUGGUAACAUCAGGCGCCUGAAGGAGCUCGCAGAGAACAUCGACCACGACCCUUCAUCUGUGGAUCUCUCGCAGGACAAUCCUGUACAACUGGCUGCGUUACUGAAAAAGUUCCUACGAGAGUUGCCGGAACCGUUAAUGACGUUCAAGCUGCACAGGUUACUCAUUGCAUCGCAGUCGCUUUCGACGGAGGCUGAACGACGGCGUAUCCUACAUAUGGUCUCUCUACUGCUGCCUAAAAGUCAUCGAGACACGAUGGAGGUGCUUUUUGUGUUUUUGAAAUGGGUCGCCUCAUUCGCACAUAUGGACGAAUCGACGGGAAGCAAGAUGGACUUACAGAACCUUGCCACGGUCAUUUGUCCAAGCAUUCUGUAUUCACGAGGUCGGGACGCCGUGCGGGACGAGAGCUUCGGUGCGAUCCGUGUGGUGACGGCCCUUCUGGAGAAUCAAGACGAGUUCUAUACUGUCCCGGAAGAAUUUAUCCCGAUCUUGCGGGACCAGGACUAUUUUGCGGGUAGCAUGGAUCUUCCGAGCAAGGAGUUCAUGAAAAAAUCGCCUCCAGAGUUGACGACGGCGCCGAACGAUUCCCAACAAGUACGGAAUGGAAGGCAGCAGUCACCACAUCCAUACCCCGGCGUUGUUGGCCAUUCAUAUCCAUCGCCUGUACAUAAUCCACCGACUUCGCUUUCGCAAGGGGCGAUGAUGCUCCAGAACCAGUCGCAGCAGCAGCAACAGCAACAGCAACCACACCAUCCGCGAAGUCAGCAGCCGUCGCAGACUCAAGACCAGGAUUGGGCGAUCCUACCGCGACCGAAUGCUUCUACGGGGAAUAGUGUCCAUACUGUAUCGCCGAAUGGUCACCAGGCAGUACCUAUCCGACAGCGCCCAUGA
Molecule: messenger RNA, 4249 nt
Organism: Pisolithus orientalis
Lineage: Eukaryota; Fungi; Basidiomycota; Agaricomycetes; Boletales; Pisolithaceae
Exons: 13
Coding region: 170-4249 (1359 amino acids)
Biological process (GO): actin cytoskeleton organization; signal transduction
Cellular component (GO): cytoplasm
Molecular function (GO): copper ion binding
Source: RefSeq, a predicted model, not a curated record